Spathaspora passalidarum NRRL Y-27907 is the source of this 2070-nucleotide messenger RNA. RefSeq names its product tRNA (cytosine-5-)-methyltransferase. The transcript has a single exon. Gene Ontology annotation, biological process: tRNA methylation. The coding region runs from base 1 to 2070 and encodes 689 amino acids. NCBI's taxonomy places the organism in Eukaryota, Fungi, Ascomycota, Pichiomycetes, Serinales, Debaryomycetaceae. Gene Ontology annotation, molecular function: tRNA binding; tRNA (cytidine-N5)-methyltransferase activity. The record is from RefSeq and is a predicted model, not a curated record. Gene Ontology annotation, cellular component: cytoplasm; nucleus.
AUGGGUAAAAGAAAUUUCAGAAAAGGAAAAGGUGGAGGUAAAAAGAACUUUGGCAACAGAAACACUGACGCCGAUCGUGAAGCUCCAUGGUCUGACGCUGUCCGUGAGAGUGAAGUUUGGGAAAAGUACUACAAAGCCUUGAAUAUCAUACCUGAAGACGAAUGGGACACUUUUAAACAACACUGUCAAGAGAACUUACCAUUAACUUUCAGAAUCACUGGUUCUAGAAAACAUGCAGAGGAAAUCAGACAACAAUUUAUCACUAAACACGUCGAAAAGUUGAAAGAUGCCGAGUUUGAAGGGGUCAAAUUGACACCAAAGAACUUGGCCUACUACCCAAACCAAUUAGGUUGGCAACUUGAUGUGUCCAAGGCCGUAAUUAGAAAGCAAAAGGAGUUUGCUGAAACCCAGAGAUUCUUGGUUAUUGAAACUCAAGUGGGGAAUAUCUCUAGACAAGAAGCCGUGUCCAUGAUUCCUCCAUUAUUGUUGGAUGUCCAACCAAACCACUAUGUCUUGGAUAUGUGUGCUGCUCCAGGUUCCAAAACCGCCCAAUUAGUCGAAGCAUUGCACUCCCAAGACGAAAAGGCCUUGCCUACUGGGUUUGUCUUGGCUAAUGAUUCCGAUUACAAGAGAUCCCAUAUGUUGGUCCAUCAAGUCAAGAGAUUGAAUUCUCCAAACUUCAUGGUGGUGAACCAUGAUGCCACUUUGUUCCCAAGAAUCAAAUUAAACGGUGCUAACGAAUACUUGAAGUUUGAUAGAAUCUUGUGUGAUGUCCCAUGUUCCGGUGACGGUACCAUGAGAAAGAAUGUCAAUGUCUGGAAGGAUUUCCGUAUUGGUAACGCCCUUGGAUUGCACCCAUUGCAAUAUAACAUCUUAAACAGAGGUCUUCAAUUAUUGAAAAAGGGUGGUAGAUUAGUGUAUUCCACUUGUUCUUUAUCCCCAGUUGAAAAUGAAGCAGUUGUCGCUGCUGCUUUGAGAAAAUGGGGUAACCAAAUCAGAUUAGUCAAUGUUGAAAAUGAAUUGCCUGGGUUAGUCAGACGUAAGGGUAUCAAUGACUGGAAGGUGUUUGGUAAAGAUAUGGAGCUUAAAGAACGUGGCGCCGAAGGUAUCCCAGACUCCGUAUUCCCACCAUCUGAAGAAGAAGUGAAAGAAUUCAACUUGGACUAUUGUGUUAGAGUGUACCCACAUUUGCAAAACACUGGUGGGUUCUUUAUUACCGUUUUUGAAAAGGUUGACCCGGAAGAAAAUAACAACAAGAGACCAGCUGAAGAAGAGACCGAGGAACAAGAAGAAAAGAAGCAAAAGGUUGAUUCUGAAAUCGUUCACAAGCCACAAAAGAAGGAUAAAUUGCCAAGAGAUGCUAAUGAAGAACCAUUUAUUUUCUUGGAUCCAAACCAUCCAGAAUUAGCCAAAUGUUGGCCAUUCUAUGAUUUCCAAGAUUCGUUCCCUAAGGAUUGUACCUUGGUGAGAAACUCCACUGGUGAACCAUUGAGAACAAUCUACUAUGUCUCACCUAUCAUCCGUGAUAUCUUGUCCAUAGAAGAACAAAAGUUAAAGAUUAUCCAAGCCGGUAUUAGAUUAUUUGUGGCUCAACGUAAUGAUCUCGGUACCUGUCCAUGGAGAGUCCAAACCGAGUCCUUGCACACCAUUGAAAGAUACUUGGGUCCAAAGAGACACUUGUCUUGUAAUUUACAAUUGUUGGAAGUUUUGUUCCAAGAAGCGUUCCCCAAGAUCGAAGACCUUAAGAAGAGAGGUAUUGACGAAGAGUUUUCGAGAAGAUUGGAUGAAAUGGAACAAGGAUGUGCUUUCUUAACCGUUAAGAGAGGUGAAGGUUUGGAAGACUUGUUCUUGCCAUUGUGGAAGGGUAUUUCCAACGUCAAUCUUAUGGUUAACAAACAAGAUACUCAUGAAUUACUUUAUCGUGUUUUUGGUAUACAUACCUCAGCCAAGGACGAAGGUAAAGAAAAGCUUUAUCAACAAAAGGUUGAAGCCGAAAAGAGAGCUAGAAGUGAAUCUGCUGCUCCUAGUGAAGCAGUAGCUGAAUCCACUGCUGAAGCUGAAUCUGAAUAG